Molecule: messenger RNA, 11555 nt
Organism: Gambusia affinis (western mosquitofish)
Lineage: Eukaryota; Metazoa; Chordata; Actinopteri; Cyprinodontiformes; Poeciliidae
Product: discs large homolog 1-like protein
Exons: 21
Coding region: 5218-7617 (799 amino acids)
Biological process (GO): neurotransmitter receptor localization to postsynaptic specialization membrane; chemical synaptic transmission
Cellular component (GO): neuron projection; neuromuscular junction; postsynaptic density membrane
Molecular function (GO): kinase binding
Source: RefSeq, a predicted model, not a curated record
CUUGCAGUUUUAAGUUUGUGGUUGCAAUGUGGCACAGUUUGGAUCAGUUUAACGUGUAUAAACACGUUUCUAAGGCACGGUAUACAUAUAAGUUAUAUUAAGUUCAUUCCUUCUAGUUAGCAGUAGUUCUGCCCUGACGUUAUCUCUUUGCUCUUGCUUUACAAAGGCUCUGGUGUAUUCCUCUCUGUGUUUGCUAUUUACUAUGAGAGCUUGACGUAGCUUUGCAGAAUCGGUCUUACCAGAAUGUGAAAGCGGUCUAAUGGAAGGGCUGGGGAGGAGCCAAAAUGAUUAGGAAUGCUAAAGGAAAGAGUCUCUCACUCAGUGCUUCUGAAAGCACCGGGAUCGGCUUAUUGACGCUGAAAACUGUAUUUAUUCCAUCUGUUGAGGUUUUGUUUGACCACCACUGUUAUAUAUUUACAUGUACAUGCUAGAUAUUGAACAUGGUGGUGUGUAGUUACUUUACCUGCUGAAUGUAGCUAAAAUGGUUGUGAGUGCGAGUCCAAACUUACAGUUUGCUUAACAAGUAAACAGUUUUUGCGUCACAGGCCACCACUGGGAUCCUGUACCUGUAAUGAUAGAAGAGAAAAUUUGGCUUUCUCAGCAGUGUAACAUUAAACAUUUAUGAUGUGUGCUUUAUUUAAUUGCUUCUGAAAUAUUGAUAGAGUUGGCAUUCACUGGCUGACAUUUGACUUAAGGGAGACAAGAAAAAGAAGUGCAUGAGGGAGAGAGGUGCAUUAAGGGUUGAGAUACGGUCAGUGUGCCACUGAACUCAGCUAGCCUCAGCUAGCUGAGCCAUGUUAGCCGCAGGCAAGUUAUAUAAUUCACUGGCUGCAAUGAUAUCAUAAUAAAAUCAGUUUUUGUAUCUGUAAAUUGAGAGGUAACAAAUAAAAGUAGAUAUUCCUUUACUGGAUAAUAAAUAGUUCAUACAUAUGUUAUUAAGUAAUCUCAGAACUCUUUACGAAUCAUUAAUAAUUGAUUAUUGUGCAUUAAUUAAGGCUGAGAAGGAGACAAAAUCUACUGGUUUCUUUUCAAAUAGUGAAACAAUUUUGUUCACAUAUAUAUUUUAAUCUAGAGUUUGUUGUACUAAACAUUUUGUAUUGUCUUUUAAGCACAAUAAGCAUUUGUAAAUGUAACUUUUCAGUCUCAUUUUCACUCUUAAUGAAUGAAUAAUAAAGAAUUAUUAACGACUAAUAAAGUGUUUAUAGAUUAAUUGAUAACUUGUGACAAAGUGGUUCAGUUUGUGUUUACCUCUUAUUCUUAUUUUUGACCACACUUCUUCACAAUCUAUAAAAUAUUACUUUAUGAUACCCUUAUUUUUUUUUUACCCGUUGUAGCGUUUUGUGUUCAUUUUAUCUGUAAUUUGGGUGAACUUAUAAUCAUAGAGAUGUUACCAAGUGGUUUGUGGAUUUAAAGGCUCAAGAUCUGCAUUCAGUCAGAAAUUUAUUGUAUUCUUAGAAAACGUGACACUUUGGUUUAAGUAAACAAGCUUUAGUUGGAAACUCCCUCAGUACCCAAGAAAUCAUAUUAUUAUUUUUUCCAUCAAAAACAUCAAGGUUUGUACAUAUUUAUUGUGUUGUAAUAAAUUACCUUGUAGCAAGUUUAUUUCUUUGUUUCUGAAAUCAAAAACAAACAAAUGCUUGCAGUGGUAAAACUGAAGCUAAUUCCUAAUGCGCUAAUUCUUUGUUUAGCAUUUUGCCAACUUUGAAAAUGUUAAAUUUUAUGAAUAAAUUCUAAAGUGCUAAUUUUGUUUGUUUUUCAGAUUAUCAUUAGAAAUUCAACAUGUGUGUUGUAAUUUUGAUUCAUGCUCUUAUUUUGAAGUAGGAAAAGAUUGUUUACCCAGGAUUUCUGUUUCCUCUCCUCAUGUUCCCCACCCCUGAUAAACCAUUUUAUCCCUAACAUUUCCGAAAACAGCAAUCAAAACACUUUUUUCGCAUCACAGGAUUCACAUAAUCAACAGCAAAUGUUGCUACUGGUAGAAACUGUGAAGAAGAAAAAAACAGGAAGUAGUUGGAGGAUGAUGGUGCAUUGUUUUUUUAAUGGCUUAUUACUUGAAAAAACUCAUUCACGUUUGAUUGUGAUUGUGUUUCUUAUUUAAAUGAAACACCACGACUGAAUGUGUUUUUUUCUGACAUUAGCAGAAUAUUGGAGACGUUUUGUGCACAUUUGUAAUGGAAACGCUGCUACUGAAAUGGUGGCUAAGAGAGGAGUCCAGAUUUUUGGAUUGAAAAAGUUGGAUCAAAGUUCGGUUCUGAAAAUAUCUUAACAGCAGAAUAUUGAAAUGAUUUAAAGGUUGGUGUAAUCCAACAGGAACAAGGUUUUAUGAUGCACUAAAAGGCAAAUCCAAAAACAACUACAACACAAAAAGCACACUAAUAAUUACAAAAAGUUUCUUAAAGUGAAUUUUUUCACUGGCUUAAAUUGCAGUCACUCCCCUAAACACAAUCUUCAAAGACUAAUAUAUAAUUAAUAAUUGCUAUCAGAAAGACUGCAGGGUACUGAUGGGAAAGAGAGACAAAGCUGCUGGUUAAUGGAUUCAUAUUCUGCCUUCGUAAUGCAGUUAUAGACCUGUUGAAACUGCUUUCUUUGAGUGAGUAUCUAUAUCAACGAGACGAACACUGGAAAAGAGCUUUAGAUUUUAAAAGGGAUCAGAGAAGCAAGGCAUCGAACCACCGGCCCUCUGAACAGCAGCUGACUGCUGUGAACCGCAGCCUGUAGUCAUAACAUAGCAUGAGGGAAAUGUUCUCAGUCAAUAUUUUAUGGUAAGUUUGUUUUAAAUUCAGGUAGACUGUCCAAAACCCAAAGGUACGAAUAGUCAUUACAUUUAAAAGCGACUUACUAGGGUCAUUUUUAGAUAGAAAGAAAGGAGUAAAUUGCCACUAAAAUCUCACAAAUUUUGUUAUUAAUCUCAGAAAUUUGCAAGAAAUAACUUUGAAAUUGUUGAAUUCCAGAAGUAAAAAAUUUGCAAGAAAAAAAAAAUUAUGAAAUUUCUUCGCUAAUUUUAGAAAUUUGCAAGAAAUAGCUUUUAAAUGUCUGAGAUCCAAAAGUCAUCUUGGACAUUUUUAAACUCCAGAAAUCAAAUAUUUGUGAGAAUUUUUGUUUUUAAGUUUUUAGAUUAAUCUUGAAAAUUUGCAAGAAAAAAACUGGACAAUUUCUGAUCUCCAAAGCCAUAAAUUCACAAAGGAAACCUGAGAUAUCUUCUAGGAAAAACCUGGAAAUUGAUGAGCUCCAAGAGAAGUUUACAAGAAAAAUUCUGAAAUUGACCUCAGAAAAUUUAUAGAAAAAAUGUGGAAAUUUAUGAGCUACAAAAGUUGAAAAUUUGCAACAAAAAAAAAAGUUUAUAUUUUGAGAUUAAUCUCUGAAAUUUUCAAGAAAAAUGUGAAAAUUUCUGAGCUCCAGAAGUAAAAAAAAUUGGCAAGAAAAAAAGAGAAAUUCUAAGAUUAGCCUCAGACAUUGUUAUGAAAAAAAAAGUCCAAACAACAACAUAGACUUGAAUCAUUGCCCGUUCAUUUACAUCCAUAAAAACAUUUUUCAUUCCCUCUGACAAUAAAACAUUUCAUGUUGCUGUUUUUCCUAUUUGUCCCAAAUUAUCUGUUAGUCUGAACGGUUGACAGAUGUUGACAUCGACUCUCUGAUGCUCCUUCAAUAAGAGUGACUUUAGAUGUAAGUUCAGCCGACCUCCCCUGACAAAACGCGGCGACCUGCGUUUUAAAAACCCGUUGAGUUCUGGAGGAUCUGCAGAAAUCUUUCCUCCUCAGCCCGACUCGGAUCUGAAGUCUAAUGGAAAGUGUGGAAAAAUCCCAUCCAUCCCAAUGCGAGGAAACAACACAGUAGUCAGGCUGCGUGUGCCAGGUGUAUUUUCGGGCCUCUGCAAAGCUGUUGCCGUGGCAACGGUUCCCACGGAGACGCGGGGAGAAGCUGUGACAAGUGGGGGUGGGGGGUCCUGCCCCACCUGCGGCUAAUCCACCGGGAGGCAAAUGCAGCCGUGUUUUUAAAUGUUAGCGCAUGAGUUUGGGAUUAUUAUUUUGACAUGUAUUAUUGAUUAUUAUUAUUAUUUUUAUAUUUUACAUUUCGCUGUUUUCUAGUCGUUUUGUUUACUAGUUUAUGUACGCUCUUGUUUGACAGAGAGAGGAGUGUGUGGGAGAGCUGGGUGCUGCAGUCUCUGAAAAACAGCCUUAGGAGAAGAUCUCUAUCUCUUCCACAAUUAUGCACACACACACACACACACACACACACACACACGCUGAAACACCAAAUCUAUUGCCAUACAUCUUCACUUCCACUCUUUUGCAGUUUCAGUGGAGGAAGUUUGCUUUGUGCAAUAAAUCGUUCUCUGCUUUCCGUUGAACUCAACAGGAUUAGAAAAUGUUUGGAGUAAAAUACGCAGGGUGGUGACACAUGAUUGGCUGACUGGAUCGUAGGGGGGCGGGGCUUCCAGCGGUAAUAAUAUCUGACAGUAAGGGAGAGGACAGCAUCGGGUUGCAGCUGAAAUAAAAGACAGUAAAAGACAAUUUGCUGAAAGACAAGAGAGAGAAAGCAAACACAGGUCAGUUAGAGGCUGCUGAAAGAAACGAGAGAAAUAUGCAGAGUGAAGCGGACAAGAAGGAAGACUUGGAGGAACAGCGGAGAUGUAAGAGGGAGAGAAGGAGAAGCAGAAGAGUUGGACAAUGAUUCCUGGUGCCAGCCACCUACUUCAGAUGCUCUCAUCCUCGAAUGUUUCUCUCCACCUCCCUCGUUCCAGCCACCCAUCACACCCUCCCUGCUUCCUCCUAUAUUUAAUGGGAAAAGCCACAGUGACAGGGGGAGAUUGACUGGUCAUCUUGGACUCGCAGAGAAGGAGGGAGGGAAGACGGAGAGGAGAGCAGAGUGAACUCCCCUAAAUAAUCAAUCCUCAUAUCCUGCCGCUCGUUCCCCCUCACUCUGUUUUUUCCUCUGACGAGGGGCAAAGAGGAAGCAGGAGAGACGGGAAUCUGGACGCUCAGGGAAGUGGAUUCUGGACGUUUUCACCUGGGAUGAUGGAAACAUUCAUGAACGACAACAGCAGGCGACCAGGUGGACAAAUGUCCGCCUCGUUUCUUCAAAUCUGAUGAGAAAAACUGAGAAUUUUCCCAAAAAAACAGGAAAAAAAAAGAUUUUUUAAAAAAAUAGAAAUCUGACUGCAGAUUCUUUCUGGGAUGAAAAGAUGGAAAGGAGAUAAAAUUAAGUCAAACAGCUGAAACUAUGAACUACAUUUUUGGCAACAACACCCUGUACCCCCGCAGCUCCAGAGUGGGCGGGGCAUCUGGAGGUCAAGGGGCGGGGCUAGGCAUCAAGCAAAAGUUGGGACCAAAGCGAGGCUCUUCGGAGGAGCUGGCGCCUCCACACACUUCGUCUCCGUCCACCUCGUCUCCGGCCUCCUCCUCUCCCUCCACCUCCUCGUCUCGCUGGCAGCAGCUCCUCACCUUCUUCUCCAGGAGGAGCGCCUUCACAGAUUGUAUCAAUUCCAGUCAGGCCAACCCCCCUCCAGUGGUGGUCAAUACCGACAGCGUAGACACCCCCCCAUAUGUCAAUGGAACAGAAGCAGACUAUGAGUACGAGGAAAUCACACUGGAGAGGGGUAACUCAGGACUGGGCUUCAGUAUUGCUGGUGGCACAGAUAACCCCCACAUUGGAGAAGACCCAUCAAUCUUUAUCACCAAAAUCAUCCCCGGAGGAGCUGCAGCCCAAAAUGGACGACUCAGGGUGAAUGACUGCAUAGUCCGGGUGAAUGACACAGACGUGAGGGAGGUGACUCACAGCGGGGCGGUGGAGGCGCUGAAGGAGGCGGGAGGACUGGUCCGGCUCUGCAUACGACGACGGAGGAGCCUCGCUGAGAGGAUCAUGGACAUUAAGCUGGUCAAAGGGCCAAAAGGUUUAGGGUUCAGCAUAGCAGGCGGUGUUGGAAACCAGCACGUUCCUGGUGACAACAGCAUCUAUGUGACCAAAAUCAUCGAAGGAGGGGCUGCACACAAAGACGGGCGGCUACAAAUAGGGGAUAAACUUGUCGCUGUAAAUGCUUCUUGCUUGGAGGAAGUGACUCAUGAAGAUGCAGUUGCGGCACUGAAGUCCACUCCGGACGUCGUGUACCUCCGUGUCGCCAAACACAGCUCCCUUUUCAUUAAUGACAACUUCCCUCCACCCGAUGUCACCAACUCAUAUUCCCCACAUCAGGACAACCACGUUAGUCCGUACAUGAGUGGGAGCCAGUCUGUAAGCCCCGCCCCUCUGACCACGCCCAGAUACUCUCCGCUGCCCAGGAGCCUGACGACAGACGAAGACGUUCCCAGAGAACCCAGGCGAGUGGUUCUGCAGAGGGGAUCCACGGGUCUCGGCUUCAACAUCGUUGGAGGGGAGGAUGGUGAGGGGAUCUUCAUCUCCUUCAUCCUGGCUGGAGGUCCAGCCGAUCUAUGUGGCGAGCUCCGAAAAGGAGACCGGAUCCUAUCGGUGAACGGGGUGGACCUGUCCAGUGCAACACAUGAGCAGGCAGCUGCAGCUCUAAAGAAUGCUGGACAAACAGUGACUAUUGUAGCUCAGUACAGACCCGAGGAGUACAGUCGAUUUGAGGCUAAGAUCCAUGACCUGAGGGAACAAAUGAUGACCAGCAGCGUCAGCUCCAGCUCCACGUCUCUCCGCUCCACACAGAAACGCACACUUUACAUCAGAGCUUUGUUCGACUACGAUGGAAGUGCUGCAGACCUGAGUGCGCCCAAUCAGGCCCUGCCCUUCGGCUUCGGGGACGUCCUCCAUGUGAGCAGCGCCGGCGAGGAGGAGUGGUGGCCCGCCCGUCACCUCAGCCCCCCGCCCCCAAACUGCCCUGAAGUUGGACUCAUCCCCAGCCGAAGGAGAGCAGAGAAGAAGGAAAGGUCGAGGCUAAAGAUGGUCAGAGUGUCGAGGUCUCAGGACAGAUCGGAUCAAGAGGAUAAAGUGCUGGUAACCUCUGGCACCAGUGAUAGUGAGAGUAGUUCCUCUGGCCAGGAGGAGAUCCUCCUUACAUACCAACCUGUUGUGCAGCAGGAAGUCAAUUACACACGGCCAGUCAUCGUGCUUGGACCAAUGAAAGAUCGGGUCAAUGAUGACCUCAUCUCUGAGUUUCCUGAAAAGUUUGGAUCCUGCGUCCCACACACAACACGGCCACGAAGAGACUACGAGGUGGACGGCAGAGAUUACCACUUCAUGUCCUCCAGAGAGCUGAUGGAGCGAGAGAUUCAGGAACACAAGUUCAUCGAGGCGGGGCAGUACAACAACCACCUCUACGGGACCAGCAUACAGUCUGUCAGAGAGGUCGCCGACAAGGGGAAACACUGCAUCCUGGAUGUUUCUGGGAAUGCCAUAAAGCGUCUCCAGAUGGCGGGCCUCUUCCCCAUCGCUAUCCUCCUUCGACCACGAAAUGUCGACAACAUCCUAGAGAUGAACAAGCGUUUGACAGAGGAACAGGCGAGGAAGGCCUUCGACAGAGGCAUCAAACUGGAGCAGGAGUUUGCAGAGUACUUCACCGCAAUCGUCCACGGCUCUUCUCUAGAGGAAAUUUACUCGCAGGUGAAGCAAAUCAUCGAGGAGCAGUCGGGACCUUACAUCUGGGUGACCACCAAGGAGCGGCUCUGAACAAACACACACAUGCAAAACAUCCAUGAACACACACAUUACUGUCUCUACACUUGAUUUUAAUUUUUUCUACUAUCAGCCUGCUUCCUCUGUUUUGCAUUGCUGCACACACGUGUAUUCACACAAGCACACGAUGGCGGCGCGGCGAGGCCGGGACCGUCCGGGACGCCUCCUUCCUGCGGCGGGAGGACCUCGGGUCGGUCCGGCAGCCUGCAGGUGGAUCUUCCUUCAGCUUGGUUCCUUAAUGUUUAAGGAGUUGGUUCAAAUCAAGGCAACUUGUACCAUGAUCUGAUUUAUUUCACUACUGUUCUUCUUAUUGUUGUUGUCGUUGUUGUUUUCAUAUUAACAAAGAGUAAUGCAUUCAUGUAUCGGUUUGCAAUGAUACAUGAUAAUAUUGUCACCAAGAGGCAGACUUUUGCACGCUGUAGCUUUAAGAGCAUGUUUUUGGGACAAAAAUCUUGAUCUAACUCCCUGUCUGUCUUUCUGUCUGUCACUCCACAUGGCAUCGGGUAUUUUUAGAGUUUCUUUCUGUCUUUUUUUACAUUUCUCAUCCCUUCAUAUCCUCAUUUUCUCUUUUUACACUCUAAAAUCCUUAUAUAGGAGGUGAAAAUAUUUAUUGCCACGCAUUUUAGCAUCACACUGCAAAAAAACCCAUAAUUUUACCAGGUCAUUUCAGUCUAGUUACUAGUGAAAAUAUCUUGGUACACUUGAAAUAAGACAAAAUUAACUUGUGACUUCUCAGCAAGACAUAGGAGCUUGUUAAAGUAGCAAAUCCCUUAAUAUGAAUGAAAAAGUUCUAGUUCCUCUGGCAGAUUGUUUCACUUGUAACAUAACGCCGUUACCUAGCAACCCCAGCUAAGCCCAGCCCGUCACCUAGCAACCCAGUUCUAGUUCCACUGGGCGAUUCUUUAACUUAUAACAAGACAUUUUUCCAAAGUUAUAAGGACAACAGGACAAAAGUAUUAUACGUGAAAUAAUCUGCCACUUGUAGUUUUUCAUCAAUAUUAAGAAAUUAUUUACUUAAAUCAAGCUCCUAUAUCUUACUGAAAUUAAAAUAUUUCUACUACUUCUAACUUAGUUUUGUCUUAUUUCAAGUGUGCUACGAAACUCGACAAAAAUGCUUAAAUAUUUUGUGUUUGCGAAAACCAAAGUGUUGAGAAGCUACUGUUUAUGGACGUAGCAUGAAAAAUAUUCAUAACCACUUUGGAGAUUUUGGGGCCUGAUAACCUCAAUUUUAAAUGUAACAAUUAUAUUUCCUUUAUGCAAUAUACAGAAUUAUAUCAAAGUUUUGUGAGAUAUAUUUGAAGCUUUGGGUUAAUAUUUUUGGCUAAAAUAUUAAUAUGGAAACUAAUUCAAACUAAUUCAUUGCGAAUAUUUCCAGCAGAGGCUUAAUGAGCAAAAACAUGAAUGAUGUUUCAUAAUUUGUGUUUUUGUGGCGCAGCCCUGCUGUUGCUCUCUUCAUUCCUAUUAUGUUGUCUGUUAUAUAAAAAGUACCAAGAGAAGUUUUCAAUAUAGUUCUUAAAAAUUCUUACGGGUCCGAAGUACUCUAAAGAGACAGGAAAAGGCAAUUCAGAGCAAAGAUUUUCUAUAUUUGGGAGGUUUCACUCGAUGUUACAAUAUUGGGAUGGGAAAUUUGUUCUUCUGACUCAGGGGUGUCCAAAGUGUGCCGCGGGGGCCAUUUGUGGCCCUUUGACUGAUUUUUCUGUGGUCCUCAACAGCAGUUAAAGGAUGAUACAAAACUUUAUUUUAAUCUACAUUAAAAAUUAUUUACAUAAUUUGGAAUGGAAAAUGUUAAGUACUACACAAAGUAUUCAUGUUUUUACAGUGAAGCUUGUGUGAUAAGUAGAACCACGCCGACUGUGGGGCACAAAAUUAGAUUUUUAUUCAAUGUAUUAAACUCAACUAAACAUUUUGGAAGUAAACCCAAAUCCUGUUCUUAUAACUGAGAUUUAAUUUGUUCAACCAACCCCCAAAAAUGUAAAAACUAGUUGAUUUAAUGCAGCAAAAUAAUUUUAAGUGUUUUGAUAAUAAAAAUAAACACAAAUUUCCUUCGAUAACAUAAAUAAAUAAUAAUGUGGACAACUUUAUUUGGUUGAUUGUAGGUUUAUUUUUCUUGGCCCACAAGUACUUUUGACUCGACAGAAAGUUUGGACACCCCUGUGCUAAAGAAUAAAGAUUAAAAUACGUCACUAUGUUUUCCACUUGCCAUACUUGGUCAGUAAAUAUGCAGAGUUGGAAGGAAACGGGAAUAAAACAUUAAAAUCGGAUCAAUCUGAGAGAAAACGUGACCAUUUUUUAAUCAGAUAUCAGAAGAGAUUUCUUUACUUCAUUAUUUUUAAAAAGCAGAAAAACGAUUCUGACCAAUAAUUCCAGGAUUUCUCCUUUUUCUGGCUUCACCUCGUAUUUCUCUCCUACGCUCUCCGUGCACUUUGACCCUAAACAGUGUAACGCCUCCUUCAUCAUCACCAUCAUCAUCAUCAGGACCUCCUUCCCCUCUAAAUGUUUUGCACUAACGAGGGCUGAUUUCCUGAAGCGUCUUUGAGUCAAAGCUCAUGAAGGGACAGAAGAUUUUAUUUUAUUUUAUUUUUUCACAUUUUUAGCAAUCAAAGAUAUCAGAUGUUCCUUAAACAUGAAAGUUUGUCAUGAAAAAAAAGUUUGACAGAGUUUUGGGGUCAUGCUAAGAAAAGAAAAUAAUAACAAAAUUUAAAAAAUAAAGUUGAAAUAAUAUGAAAAUGAAGUUGUAGUAAUAUGAGACAGUUAUAAUAUUGUGACUAAUUUUAUGAGGAAAAUAAGUUGCAUUAGUAAAGUCAUUCUCUUAAAGUUUAAAUGAGAAUAAAGUCAAAAAAAAUUCUCAUUUUUAUUUUUUUCUUGUUCAACUAUUUUGAUCAUAUUGCAACUUUAUUCUUGUAGUUUUCUAAUGGGAAUAAAUUAAUAGUUGUUCUAUUAAAGUAAAAAUAACACGAGAAUAAAUUUAAAAUAAUAUAAUAAAGUUGUAAUGUUACAAAAGUAAAGUCAUUAAUACUUUAUUAUUGUUUACUCUUGUGCGACUUUAUUCUUGUAAUUGUAUUACAUGAAUAAAAUUAGUUAUAUUAAUAACUAUAAAGUCGUAUUAAAGUCAAAAUAAGAUGAGAAUUAAGUCUUGAUAUUAUUACAUAUUACUACAACUUUUUUUCUUAUAAUUAUUAUUUUUUCUUCUUCUGCUCCUGUUACUUUGUCAUAAAUCCGCUGUAUGUUUUUUUAUUAAGUUUGGAUUUGUAUUUUUUUGGUAACGUUGUGCUUUUAUUUUUUAUUUUGACUCUGGCUGUGUGACCUCAGCACCACUUGCUUUGUUUCUCUCCUCUAUAAAUACCAGCUGCAGCUUUAAUCUCACCGUUUCCUCCCUGUCGUCACGGAAACCAAACCUUCAGGACGCGCGGCGCUAAAAAAAAAUAACCCGUAAUGUGACGAUCAGCUGCUGUUUGAGGACAGAAAUUCAAGAUGCUUUUGAAUGGACCUCCCUUGCUUGUAUGGACCUCGUCAGCCACCGUCUCCCCUUAAUCCACGUUAAUCCCUCAAGGCGACGACUCCAAGCUGACUGGAGGACAGAGGCGUACAGAGAGGCCCUUCUUUCAGCAUCGGCGCCCUGAAAACGCAGAAAAACUACCAACUUUCACCACAUUUUGAGAGCUUUAAUGUUCCCUCCAUUCUUCCAGAUUUACGUUUCCUCCCUUGUUAAUCCCAGUAGAUUAUUUGUAACCGUCGGCUGAGAGAACGGGAACCUCCGUACGGCUCUGCCUGCGUGUUUUAGCCGGGGGACUAUGCCACUGUUUGUUGGAGUAAAGCACCAAUGCAAAGAAUCUAUUAAAGAGAUGUAUCUAUAUCUAACAUAAUAUAAUAUUUAUCCCUGCUCUAACUGCCUAUUUUGGUACAAAAAUAAAUAAAAGGCUUUAUUGAGCUUU